AUACGCGUACUGUGACAGCAAUUUUAAACUUUAAUUUGCGAUGUUUGUUAUUCUAAAUUUACGGUGUCUUAAGCAUAACUAGACGUUAAUAUAAAUUCGCAUAAAAACAACGCCCAUCUCUUCUUGAUUAAUGCGCGGGAAUACACGCGGUUUUGUGACUAGAAAAAUUCAAAUCCGACGAUCUGCUUUGUACUUAUUAGGUAUGUGACAGAUAGCUGCUGGAAGUGCUGGUUUUAAUUAACCCGUACCGAGCAUAACAACGCCAUUGUAACAUUGUGGUGUGGGCAAAAGCAGAUGCACUGAUAAUGACUAUCGCAGAUAACAAUGUGUCUUAUCAUGUACGAAGUAUAUAAAGAUAUGAUUAUUUUAUGUAUGCACGAGCUAUAUACGAUACACACAUAGUGUGUUCCAUCGGAAAUCCGUGGUUUCGUUUUUCCGCCCAUCACAAUAUCGAGCUUGCUUCUUGGACUGGUGCACAAUAUUGUUUUUGCCGUAUAUUCGUCGCGUGGUUUUUAACUGUUGCUGGAGUGACAGGGUGAUCCUAAGAAAGUAUUCACCGUGAAAAAAAAACCUUGUCUGAUUCUCCUGGCAUCUGUAUUCAGGAGUUAAUUGGUUGGGAUGCCUGCAGCCGAGAGGAAAUUACGCGUAUGCGUCAUUGGCACAGGUGCUGCGGGCCUUUGCGCAUUGCGUCACUUGGCGACCGAGCCCGCGGUUUUUGAAUUUGAAGCAUUCGAACAGACUGAUCACAUUGGCGGCACGUGGGUUUAUAACGAGAGCAUCGGAGUCGACGCUAAGAAUCAACUUCCCAUUCACUCCAGCAUGUACGAAAGUCUCAGAACAAAUUUGCCAAGCGUAAUAAUGAACUUUCCUGAUUGGCGGAAGAUGGGCAACGGCGAGAAAAGCUGCAUCUCGCACUCCGAAGUCUUAUCUUAUUUAGAAGAUUACACAAAUCAUUUUGAUCUUCGUAAAUAUAUUACGUUCAACACCAGCGUUGAGACUGUACAACCCAUAUGCAGUGUUCGGUCUACCGAUCCUGCAACCUUGGUUACUUCAUCAGUAGCUAAUCGUCGAAUUUGGAAAAUAAAAAUAAAGGAUGUCCUAAACCGUACCAUAGUGGAAAGAGAAUUCGAUGCUGUAUUUUGCUGCAACGGUCACUUUUUUGAACCGAACGUUCCGCCUAUACCCGGGAUUCAACGAUUUCCUGGCAUAGUAAUGCAUAGCCACGAUUAUCGCAAACCACAUCCGUUCACUGGUAAAACCGUCCUUGUCUUGGGAGCAGCUUCUUCUGGCGCUGAUAUUGGAAUUGAACUGACGGGAUACGCUCGCCACGUAUAUCUUAGCCACAACAAUCCUAGACUGAUUUCGGCUCUACCGGCGAACAUGACCGAGGUGAUGGGCGUAACCGGGGUGGAAGGCAAUCGAUUCAUCCUCAAAGAUGGGACAAGCCUGUUCGCAGAUGCAUUCCUGUACUGUACGGGGUACAAGUACAGUUUUCCUUUCCUCGACGAGACCUGCGGAAUUACAGUUGACGAUAAUUACGUUCACCCCCUUUACAGGCACAUGAUAAACGUCGAACAUCCAACGAUGUGCUUUGUCGGGAUACCACUCGUUGUUGUGCCGUUUCCAAUGUUUCAUAUACAAGUACAAUACUUCAUCGCCUCGCUGAAAGGUAACGUGCGUCUACCCUCGAAGGAUAUCAUGCUUCAGGACGCGUUGUGCAAGUCACCGUUGAAACGACGCGCGCAUCGGCUUGCGGACAAUCAGUGGGAAUACAACGACGGCUUGGCUCGAGACGGGGGUUUUGAGCCUCUUCCACCCUUCUACAAAGCCGGGUAUUCGGCGUGGAAAAUUCAGAGAAGUCGGAACUUGAUGCACUACAAGGAUGCGAAAUUCGUCAUUGACGACGAUGGCGAAAGCGUGCAGAUAAUACCAAACGAUAAUACUGCACCUGUGAUGUCUAGAUAACUGAAGUAGUUGAAACAUAAUUAUUCGUUCAUAAAUAUUUUUUUUUCAAGUCUUUCCAAAAAGAAUUGGUUUUGAUAACGUAUCAAGCACGCUAGGGAAAAUAUAAUUCAUGUACCGUUUCAUACUACAUACGAUGUAGGUACUUUUUACGUACACAUAAUUCAGCGUCACUUUGACAGGGACAGGAACGAAAGCCCGAUUUUAAAUCCACGAGAAAGUUUACUUUCUGGUUGGAUUCGAAUUUAUACGUUAUAUACUGGUAUAAAUGCCGAGCAAUGUAGAUGUUGAGAUUGUUUCUAAUAGGAUUUUAGAUUUCGAUUCUGAUGAAUCCUAAUCGGGAGUAUCUCGCAUUGUCGACGGGAUCAUCGUUAUACGUAAUUGAAGAUUAAAUGAAAUCAUUUCUCACGUCGCAUGUUUUCUCAUCAUCUUUUCAUCGUCUCAUUUCUGUUUUUUGCGAGGAAAGUUGCGAGGCGUUGAUGUAAAAGAAGAUACAACACUGCGAACGUCCACAAUUGAUUGCACUGUACUGUGAUUAUUCGGUCAUCGUCGAGGCGGUUAGUUUUAAAAUCGAACAAAAAAGGUUCUAGUUUGUAGACAAAUGGCCACCUAUUGCCGAAAUUGCAUGAUCUAAGAUAAUGCCUUACAAUUAGUCUGUCUCUCCGUUGCAGUUGCUUUCAAAACAGUACCAAACAGUGUUUUUUCAAAUUUCGGAUUUUAUGAGUAACAUUGCCGCCAGCUUAAGGAAAUAUUGAUCGAUUUUGUACGAUAGUGGUUGACAAUGAAAUAAAACAAAGAAUUUAGAAUCGAAACAUAUUUAUUUAUAACACAAGGACAUCUGUAAUACAAUGAUACCAUAACUAGCUCGUUCAAAAUAUUUAUUUUCAUACAAUA
Molecule: messenger RNA, 2856 nt
Organism: Neodiprion fabricii
Lineage: Eukaryota; Metazoa; Arthropoda; Insecta; Hymenoptera; Diprionidae
Product: flavin-containing monooxygenase FMO GS-OX-like 4
Exons: 7
Coding region: 619-1965 (448 amino acids)
Molecular function (GO): flavin adenine dinucleotide binding; NADP binding; N,N-dimethylaniline monooxygenase activity
Source: RefSeq, a predicted model, not a curated record